GCCUCUUCUCCUCGAGAUGGUUAAAGCAGAUUCGUAGGCGAAUGCUAGCGAGCGAUAGAGCGAACGAGGGAGGAGUGAGAGGGAAGCUGAGGUCAGUGAGGGGAUUCCGCCUUGGAGAGCGGAUUGCUGAGCCGGCGGAGAUAUAUUGUUAUUGGAUCGUUUGCGGCUGUAGCCGCUCAACGGCGGAGGAGGUGACCGGCCAAAGGGGCGGCUGCGGUUGACGCGUUUUCUGCUAGAUCUUGGACUUAGGCUUUUAUUGUUCUUGGGCAAGUAUCAGUUUUGAUGAUUUACCCGAAGUAGGAAGAUACAAUAAAUGUCGACCACCUCCCUCCAUUCUCAUAUCCUCUGAUGCAGCAUUCCUAUACAGUUUAGCUUCUACAUGAUCGUUUGCAUACAAAUUCUUCUUCUCUCAACGACUGCAUCAUCAGCUGUGUUUGGUGUGCGUUCAAGAGUGAAGAAGAGGAAAAAGUAGGGACCUGCUGUUGCUGCUGUUUACAGCUGCAGUAACCUCAAAGUCCCUCUUUUCCUGUUUCAUGUCUCCUAAAUUGGACAGCCCAGUUCAGACUCAAAUGGCUGUUGCCGUCCUUAAUCGAUCUCUCAAUAACGAGUACCAUGGUAUUAAGAGUAGCGAGGGAAGACCCUCUUGGAGGCGGCGAGUGUUUGUCCAAACUGAUACAGGUUGUGUCCUUGGAAUUGAACUGGAUCGUGGGGACAAUGCCCAUACAGUGAAGAGGAAACUGCAGAUUGCUCUUAAUGUGCCCACUGAGGAAAGUUCGCUGACAUUUGGUGAUCGUGUGCUGAAGAAUGAUCUCAGUGCUGUUCGAAAUGAUUCCCCAUUGCUUUUGAGCAGGAGCCAUAUUCACAGAAGUUCUUCCACCCCUUGUUUAUCUCCAACAGGAAAGGAUCUCCAAAAUAGAGAUAGGAGUGGUCCGAUUGAAAUACUAGGAUGCCCUAGUCGUUGCUUGGUAGCAAAACAGCUUGUGAAAAGUGUUGUGAAGGCUAUCAAAAGUGGCAUGGAUCCUAUACCUAUUCAUAACGGGCUUGGGGGUGCUUAUUAUUUUAGGAACAAUAAGGGUGAGAGGAUUGCCAUUGUUAAGCCAACUGAUGAAGAGCCAUUCGCACCAAAUAAUCCAAAGGGGUUUAUUGGCAAAGCUCUUGGUCAGCCAGGCUUGAAAAAGUCAGUUCGAGUUGGGGAGACUGGAUUCAGGGAAGUUGCUGCAUACCUUCUUGACCAUGAUAACUUUGCAAAUGUUCCUCCCACAGUUCUUGUGAAGAUCACACACUCGAUGUUCAAUGUGAAUGAAGAUGUUAGCUGUAACAGUAUGCCUCCAAACCGGAAUCAAAUUCCUAAAAGCAAAAUUGCUUCAUUCCAGCAGUUCAUAUCUCAUGACUAUGACGCCAGUGACCAUGGCACCUCAAAUUUUCCUGUUGCUGCUGUGCACAGGAUUGGAAUACUUGAUGUCAGAAUUUUUAACACAGAUAGGCAUGCUGGGAAUCUUCUCGUGAGAAAGCAUGAAGAUGGAGCUGCUAAGUUUGGUGGUCAAGUGGAGCUUAUCCCAAUUGACCAUGGUCUCUGCCUUCCGGAAACCUUGGAUGAUCCAUACUUUGAGUGGAUCCAUUGGCCUCAGGCAUCAAUCCCAUUCUCCAAUGACGAGCUCGAAUACAUCGCAAACCUCGAUCCAGUCAGAGACUCCGACAUGCUUCGAAUGGAACUUCCAAUGAUCAGGGAAGCCUGCCUUCGUGUUCUUGUCCUCUGCACCCACUUCCUUAAGGAAGCCGCAGCCUCCGGGCUUUGCCUGGCAGAAAUUGGUGACAUGAUGAGCAGGCAAUUCACAGGAAGGGAUGAAGAGCCAAGUGAGCUUGAAGUUGUCUGCAUUGAGGCAAGGAGUCUGAUAUCUGAAAAAGAAGUAUUCCUUCCAGAAACUAACAUAGAUGAAGAUCAAAUUCAGUUUGAUAUUGAUUGUGAAGAGAUUGACUCCAGGACUCCAAGCUACUAUUUUGGCAGGAACCCUCUGUCAAAGUUAGAUGAGAGUUUGGAGGACGACGACGAAGAAUAUGAAGAUAAAAAUGAUUUGUUUCCUAACGUCAAGCAAACUUUGAAUGCUUCGAAGCUGUCCUUUUCACUAAAAAGCAUAAGUCUUACUGACAAAAGUCAGCGUCAUCAUGGAAAAACUAUCAACAGCAGCGGAUGGAGUAGAAGUGCGAACGAGCAGCUGCCAGUAAGUGCGAGCUUUGUGAAUCUCGCAGAUAUGGGAGAGGAAGAGUGGGGAGCUUUCCUUGAGAAAUUUCUUGAGCUACUGCAGGGCUCUUUCCGUGGCAGGAAGUGCAGGAGCGCUGAGCAGAAACAGAGGAUGGGUACUUCCUGCCAGUUUUGAGUAGGAGAAAAUAGGAGCAUGUGAGGUGACUGCUUUCUUAUUUGCGUUCUUCCUCGUUAGUAGUUUGGUGUUUGUUGUGGUAGGUGUAAGGAAAUCGAAAGUGGGGUUUUUUUUUUCUUAAGAAUAAAGCCAUCGCAAUGGAAUCUCGAGAGUUGGAUUGAUGGAAGGCAGAUGGGAGAAUGAUGUUGCAUCUGUAUAUAUAAACUUAUGAUGUCCAAGUUUAAUAUCUGUUACAUGAUGAAGGUGAGUCUGAUGGCUUGCCUUUUUUUUUUCUCUUCCCUUUUUAUCUCUUUAUUAUAUUAUAUGUAGAUUCAUAUGUAGCUUGUCUGAACUUUCUGUGCCAAUCUUUUGAAGGAGGUUCAUUUAUGUGGACCUUAUUGGCUUUACAUUCA
This is a messenger RNA of Dendrobium catenatum, 2767 nucleotides long. RefSeq names its product phosphatidylinositol 4-kinase gamma 7-like. The record is from RefSeq and is a predicted model, not a curated record. Lineage: Eukaryota; Viridiplantae; Streptophyta; Magnoliopsida; Asparagales; Orchidaceae. The transcript has 2 exons. Bases 534 to 2375 code for a protein of 613 amino acids.